Polychytrium aggregatum is the source of this 1058-nucleotide messenger RNA. RefSeq names its product acyl-CoA-binding domain-containing protein 1-like protein. The coding region runs from base 40 to 870 and encodes 276 amino acids. The record is from RefSeq and is a predicted model, not a curated record. The transcript is spliced from 5 exons. NCBI's taxonomy places the organism in Eukaryota, Fungi, Chytridiomycota, Chytridiomycetes, Polychytriales. Gene Ontology annotation, molecular function: fatty-acyl-CoA binding; protein binding; aspartic-type endopeptidase activity. Gene Ontology annotation, biological process: proteolysis.
GGUUUGCUGGUCCCAAUCAGGCAGCUUCGUCGAGAGAACAUGGUCUCGAUCUCAAUCUCGCCGCCUUGCCGAUCUUCGUUGGCCACCCGCACCCGUCCAGCCGCCUGCCCAUUGCUCCCUCUCGUUGAGACCUUGCAGCUGCACCGCAUGGACACCCAGGAGCUGUUCACAGAAGCCGCUGAGUACCUGACCUCGCGGAAGGACCUCAAGUUCGAGCGCUCGGUGCUGCUGAAGAUCUACGCUCUCUACAAAGUCGGCACCCUCGGCCCGAACAACACUCCCCAGCCGGGCUACUUUGACUUUACGGGACGAGCCAAGUGGGAUGCCUGGAAGAGCCACAGCCAUUUGUCAAAGGAGGAAGCCCAAGAGCUAUACAUCCAGCUCGUCGAUGAAGUGAGGGGUGGAGCGACAGAAUCGCUGCAGCAGGACGGCGCCUCAGGCUCGGCUAGCUCUGAGAGCGGCACCGGCGUUGCUGUCAGCACCAUGGGCGGACACCGGGCCGAAAUUGCGGAUGCCGACAAAACAAUCUUUGAGUGGGCCGAGGAGGGCAAUCUCGAGCGGGUCAAGAAGAUGAUCGAGAAUGGGGCCCCCAUCGAUGGCACCGACGAGCAGGGAAUGACGCUGCUGCACUGGGCCAGCGACCGCGAAUACCAGCCGCUCGUCGAAUAUCUCAUCGCCCGCGGAGCCAACGUCAAUGCCCAGGACCGGGAGGGCCAGACACCAUUGCACCUCGCAGCCACGGUCGAAAAUGCGCCGAUCGCCCAGCUGCUCCUCGAUAGCGGUGCCGAUCUGACCCUGGCCGAUGCCGAGGGUACCCUCUGCCAGACCUUGAUUGCCGAGAGCUCGAUGCGGCUGGCGCUGCGGUCAUGAGCGGGCGAUAGCUGUCGCCGAUGUGCAAUAUAGUGUGUUUCCGAAUGCGCGAACGACUCGACCAGCUCGGGCUCGACCGACGCAGCAUUUGGCAGCCAGCAACGGAGACGAGUUUGAAAUCCGAGCCGAUCCAAGUCGCCCCAAAAAGAGCGGCUGGGCCUGCCGGAUCGCCCUCGACAUCGAUCUCG